Messenger RNA from Lucilia cuprina (Australian sheep blowfly), 3271 nucleotides. RefSeq names its product UDP-glycosyltransferase UGT5 (gene Ugt316A1). NCBI's taxonomy places the organism in Eukaryota, Metazoa, Arthropoda, Insecta, Diptera, Calliphoridae. The record is from RefSeq and is a predicted model, not a curated record. The transcript has 4 exons. Bases 317 to 2281 code for a protein of 654 amino acids. Gene Ontology annotation, molecular function: UDP-glycosyltransferase activity.
UAAACUAAAAAAAAAAUCAUUAUUACAUUUUGCAAAAAAAUAUAUAAUAAUUAAACAAAUUAACAUAGUUUUCCUAUACACAACAUUAUGUAAAACAAGUGUGAAUUCAAAUAAUAAAAAAAAUAAAAAACUUUUGCUUUUAAUAACUCUGAAACGCAAAAAACAAACAGGAUUAACUUCUAGGGAGGGGAUGGCAAAAACCAGACUAUCAACUUGAAAAAGCAGCAGUAGCACACCUACAUAUCAACAUAAUAAUUUUGUCAUACCCAAAGGAAUGUCGAAACAAUAAAAAGAACAACAAAACGACGGCAUUAAAAUGACCAAGAUUUUUACAUUAUGGACAAUACAGGUUUUAUAUCUCUUACUAGCAACCCCCACCUGGCUUUGUCAGGGUGCUCAUAUAUUGGCUGUAAUGCCUAGUGUUUGGAAAUCCCAUUAUCUAUUUGGUCAUUAUAUACUAACGCAAUUAGUGGAGCAGCAUAAUCAUACAGUGACCUUAAUAAGUCCCUAUGAAAUGGAUAACUUGACAAGGGGUAACAUGACCAAAGAAAAAUUUCGUGAAAUAAAAGUAGAGGGUUUGCUAAACAAUUGGCUGGAAAUGGGUUUGUCAUUCGAUUUGCAAGAAAUGCAUGAUAAAUCUGUUAUGGAACAUUUUACACGUCUAAUGUAUGCCACCACCAGUAAUACCGAUAAUUUGUUGCAGAAUUCACAAGUAAGGGAAAUGCUGCAGUCACCACAAAAGUUCGAUUUACUUAUAGUUGAUUUAUUUUUAAGUGAUGCCUUAUUGGGUUUGUCUUUCUACUAUCAAAUACCCACUAUGGUGUUAAGUCCCAGUGGCUCGAAUACCUGGUUAAAUCAACGUUUUGGCAAUCCUCAAAAUGCUGCCUUGGAUCCUAGUAAUUUUUUGCCUUAUGCCAAAGACAUGACUUUUUGGCAGCGUUGUGUCAAUACUUUGAUGGCCAUGUUUGAAAAAUUGACCUAUUCCUUUUUCCAUAUGAUCUCACAACAGGCUGUUUAUACGAAACAUUUUGAACCACUAUGUCAACUUGCCAACUGGUGCAAAGAACUACCCCACCAUAAAGAACUGACUGAAAAUCUAUCAUUGGCCUUAAUAAAUACACAUCCAGUACUGCAAUAUCCAAGGGCAUUUCUACCCAAUAUGUUAAGUAUUGCGGGCAUACAUUUGAAAACCACUGAAGAGCAAUUAGAAUUGCCAAAUCAUAUUAGGGAAUUUAUAGAAAAAGCUAAUCAGGGAGUGAUUUACAUGAGCUUUGGUGCCAAUAUUUAUGAUUUCCCCUCGGAAAAACUACAACUAUUUUUUGAUGUUUUUGAAACACUGCCGGAUAUGCGUUUUAUAAUUAAAUACGAUGAACCAGACUCAUUACCUUUAACUUUGAAUAUAAGCAAACAAAUAUUGUUAAACAAUUGGUGGCCCCAACAGGCAAUAUUGGCCUAUAAAAACGUUAAAAUCUUUAUAACCUCCGGUGGUUUUAUGAGCAUUACCGAGGCUUUGUUUUACGAGAAAUAUAUUCUGGCCAUACCCAUUACCCCGGAACAAUGUGUGUUAACAGAAAAACUUUCCAAACAAAAUGCCGCCUAUAAGCUUAACUACAACGAUUUGGCCUAUGAUCAAUUAAUGUAUGCCAUACAACAGCUAUUACAAGACAAAUCACAAUAUCAAUCAUCUGUUUUGGAAUUAAAACAACAAUUAUUGCAAAAUCUAGACCACUUGAGUCCCUUAACAAGAACACUUAAUGCCAUAGAAAUGACUUUAGCCUCAAAUGGUUUAGAUUAUCUCAAGCCUCACUCUCACCAUUUAAAUUUUUGGAAUUCUAUACUAAUCGAUGUUAUGUUUACCUUAAUUUUGGGUCUAUUAGCGAUCUUAGCCAUUCCCUUUCUACUGACCAGUUGUAUAUUAAAACGUUCUUAUCAAAAUCAAACUAAACUAAAUUUACUCAAUCAACAACAAAAUAAUCAUCGUUAUUAUUGCAAAGUUAAUGAUUUCCUAACAUCUACCACACCACCUCGAAAUUGCGGUAAUAACAAAAAACAGCAUAAGGAGAAUACAGAAGACAAUAUGGAUGUUCUAAUGAGACCUAUGGGCAGCAAACGUAGAAAUUCUGAUGUAAAUUCUAAAAAACGAAAACGUCUAUCUUCGAAUAGUUCCUCUUCUUGUUGCAAUUGUUCGGUUUCAUCCUCCUCAGCACCCACUACUCCUUUGGCUAAAAGGGAAUCACCUUUUUUCGAUCAGGUUUCUGGGGACAACGUUAAAGACAUAUGAGAAAAUUUAUUUUUCUUAAAUUUUUAUUAGUUUUAAUAUAAUCGAUAAUAUUGUUUUAUGUGUAUGUAUGUGUUUUUUAUGAAAUACUUUUUGCAAUAAUUGUUAUUUUACACUGUAUACUCUAAUGUGUGUGUGUAUUUUCUUUAAGUACAUGGUAUUAUAAAUGUUUAAAAAUAUAUAAACAAAAUAUAAAAUAAACACUCAAAACAUCACUCUAUCUUUAUGUGUUAUACAUAUAUGAAUUUUUAACAAUUAUCUUAAGAAAACUUAGAGCAUACACAGAAAACAAAAAGAAACCUGGCACUAACAAAGACCGGGACAAAGACGCUGGCAUAAAGCUUGCAGUUGCCAAAUCAGAAACCAAUGUAACUUGCAGAUAUUCUAUUGUACAAUAUAUUAAUAAUAUAAUUCAGUAUACAUUUUCUACUUCUAGUUGUGUACCAACCUCCGACUCUAGUUUUAGGUGCUACAACAACAGCCGGAGAAUCCGAGUUGACGGAAAUGUGAUAAGGAUCUUUUGGCCAAACAUUAACAUGACCUCCAACUAAUAAUGUUUUUGGACAGAGAUGGUAUAAUGCAACUGUCCAACUAAAAGGGGGACUAGCAAAUGAAACGGAGGCUCUUCGGAACCGCCGGAAGCAAAUUGCAAAGACAGCUAUUGUAUGUAGCUGCAACGCCACAAAGUUAAUUGACUCACUGAUAAUAAAAACUUGCGAAAUUGCAACAAAACUUAAAUAAAUGCUUAAGAUAUGUGAUUUUUGCAAUGAAAAUCAUAAAAAAAGAAAAAAUAUUGAAAAAAAAAAUUGGAAAACCAACCCCCUGCUUCAAUAAGUAAGAAACCAUCAAUUUUACCAACAAAAUCAAAGAUUUAUCUUUUUCUUUGCUUUAUCUUUUAUAAAUUUUCCUAAUUUUAGUAAUAAUCAAUCAAUUUCAUUACUAACCUUUUUGCUUAAAUAAAUUUUGCACAAAAUUUUCACUACCGAUGUUAAA